AUGAACUCGAAGCUCGCGCCUGCGAAGAGGAGCGUCAGUCAUCAAGCCAAAGACAAGAUACACCUGCUCGGCACUAUGGCCAACCUCAAUCGAACUAUCAGAAGUUUUAGAAAUGAAGUAAACUCUACAGUGAAUUAUGUCAAAGUUGUCGUUCUGAUACUGAUCCUGUCCUUGCUGUUGGCUGUGGCUGAGAGACCGUCCCUCUCCUACGACGCCCCUGCACCACACACAUCCUCGCCCGUCCAGCAGAUCCCCAUCAUCUGCGACGAGCGAGUCCAUCCUGCCGCUGACGGCACCUACAGCUUUGACGUGGAGACUGGGGAUGGCAUCGUCAGAAACGAGUCUGGCGGUCCAGAUGGCCAAGUCUUCGAUCUCCAGUUCGUCGCCGAUCUUAACGGAUACCAACCUCAGUCGUCCUUCCUGCCCGUCGCCCCUGCAUUCCCCCACCCAAUCCCCACCCACGCCCUCGAACAGAUAGAACGUGGUCGACUUGAACUCGAAGCUCGCGCCCGCGAAGAGCAGCGUCAGUCAUCAAGCCCGGGACAAGAUGCACCUCCUCGUCACUAUGGCCAACCUCAGUAA
Messenger RNA from Penaeus vannamei (Pacific white shrimp), 582 nucleotides. The record is from RefSeq and is a predicted model, not a curated record. Lineage: Eukaryota; Metazoa; Arthropoda; Malacostraca; Decapoda; Penaeidae.